CAAGAUUGAGCAAGAGUGACUGCACAGCUGCCGCCGAAUUUAAAGAGACAGGCAAUCGUUUAUUUAAAAUAACAAUCAGCAACCAUUGUCUCAAAGCUUGUUUUAAGAGGCUUCACUCUGACAUAGCGUACCAUUUGUAGUCAAUCGUUGGACCAAUAAUGGCGUUUAAUCAAAGUCGCAUCGAGUAUUAGCGUAUCGUCAUAGCUAAGUUACCUGGUUGGAUUUUCGCUCUUUUGCUUGCUGGCUAAUGUUAGCCAACUAAGCGUUGCUAGCUGGUUUCCCGACGAAGAGCAAGAUUUGUCGGAUAGCCAACAACCAUAUACCGAAGCUUAUAAUCAAGUAGUAGUGGCUACUAUAUCGCCGGGAUAAUGGCGAAAAUCCAGGCACACAGCAACACGAAGCAAAUAAACCAAAUUCAAGACAAGGCCUAUGUUGUACAAAAACAAGUGCAACAACAGCACUUUCAGAAACUGAAGGUAAGAGACGGUAACAAAAAUGGAAAAGUCUUCCUCAGAACCAUUUUGUGUUCGUCAGAUAUUGGCCAUCUCUCGAUGCUAACGAGUUAGCUGGCUAACUAAUCAUAAGGGUUCUGAUUGGAAUGUUACUAGCUAGCUAACGUUAGCGUUUGUUGUCGCAUGCAUGCACAGGACUUCAGUGGAGGUUAGCUAACGCCAGCUAACUUCGGUUCUCCAAUUGCGUUAAACGUGAUUUUAGAAAUGAGUCACUGGGUCAUCCAAAUACAGCCUAGUAGGACAUCAUGUUAGUUAUCCAUCUAGUUGCUUUGGCUGGCUAGAAGCUACCUAGUUUCGAUUGUCAGAUAACUUCGGACAUCCGAAGUUCCUUGUUCACCUUCUCUGCCCACACUGCCAGGCAGAACAAAGUCAAACGUGCGUUACCUAGAAUGGGAUGGUGUUUGUUGGCACAAAAUGGGAGACCUGUCUUUGCUAUUUUGUAAUCCGACGUCGACAGUUAGCCAACAUACUCCUCUGUUCACUCACUAUGUUAUGAACAUAAUGGUAUAUUUAGAAAACCCUAACGUUAGAUAUUGUUUAUUCAGGCGUAUUCCUUGUUUUCCACACAGCACACAGAACCAUCGAAUUUGUUAGCUAGCUAACCAUACAGUUUACGUUUUCCUAGGUGACCAGAUUUUAGCUACGUUAAUGUAUCAAAGACAAAGGUGUUUAGAUGUGUGAUGUAUAGUAAGCCUAUUUUUAUUUAUUUAAAAAAAAUCUUGCUCAGCCUAGUUUAUCUGCCUAUUAUUUGCAGUGUAGCUGAAAAUAAUACUGGUAGAUGGUUGGAUAGCUAGCUAAACGAGUUAUAGUCAAAACAUGCAAUGUUAUUCAGCUAAUGACUGCAUUGAGAAGCAACAUGAUUGAUUUGCCCUUGUGAUUGUGAAUGUGUAAUAACAGUGAUGACACACACACUAUAUUCUUUGUUGAUGAUCUGGCGGUAAUCUAGAGUGGGCCCCUUAAUUUCUUGAAUUUUAUGGAGAGGGAGAAAUACAAUUUGAUAAUGCUCUAAUGAAUUUUCAUUUGGUUCCACACCAUUAUCUUUACCCUCAGGUUGAAGAUGCCCUAUCAUACCUGGACCAAGUGAAAAUACGAUUUGGGAAUGACCCUGGAAUAUACAACAAAUUUCUUGACAUAAUGAAAGAAUUUAAAUCACAAAGGUAUUGAGUUUCCCUUUCCCAUUUCUUGAAAAGUGACUAACUUCAAUAGUAUAAAAGCAUCUAUCUUAAAGGGCCAAUUCAACCAUUUUUAUAUUAAUAUCAAAUAAUUUUUGGGUACCAAUUACGUACCUUACUGUAAUAUAUUUCCAUUAAAACGGGCAAAAAACUUUCUUAAGUAAGCGUUUUGCUAGGACUGUCUGGGAGUGGUCUGAGUGGGGAGGGGGAAACUGAAAACUAGCUGUUAUUGGCAGAGAGGUUUGGAACUCUUUUUGUUAUUGAUCUAUUAACCGAUUUAUCCCAUGGUGAUACCACCAUGGAAAGCCGAAACUCCCGCUCAUGGAAACCUGCUGAUUACAAGGUCCUGUGUAGAUUGUAUUUUCAACCAGCAACUAUCAGGAAAUAACACUGAUCAAAUGUUUUCACACUUUUACUGUGUUAGUUUAAUCAGUUUUUGUACAGUAUGAAUACAACACAGGAAAAACACAAUUUUGACUUCACUGAGCCUUUUAAAUGUGUUGAAAAGCAGAUGUUCUUAAUGCCAUCUCAUUUAAGGUCACUUCCUCUGUCCCUAUAAAAUUUCACAAAAAUCUUUCUCUCCUCCUUCAUAGCAUUGACACACCGGGUGUUAUAAACCGUGUGUCUCAGCUCUUCCACGGACACCCGGACCUUGUCUUAGGAUUCAAUGCCUUCCUGCCCCCAGGAUAUCGGAUAGAGAUUCCCAAGAAUGGAGUGGUUUUCCUUCAGUCCCCUUUCUCUGCCCAGGUGGGUCACUAUAAAUGUGUAUUGAUUGGGUUUCCAGACAAUCAUAAUACUGGCUGCCUCUGCACAACAAUUUGUGUAACCCAGUUUUAUGAAUCAAUAUCCACACAAAGUACUGGUAGUGGGCCUAUAUAUAAAUAGAGUUUGCCACAACUUUUCCACCGGAGCAUACCACAUGGUCACACACAAAGGUGCUCUUAAGAUGCAUGUUGUGAAGUUAUUUAUGAUAAACGUAAGUGCCACCUUUUCUUUGGUAGGUCUCCCCAGGCCAGGGGAAGAGUAUUGCAAGCCCUGCUGUGAGUGCCACUGGCUCAUCUGUUGCUGAAGCUGGGUCUGCCCAAAGUGAAGCUGUGGCAUCGCCUGAAAGCAUCUCCUCGUCCUCUGGACCCCCAGAGCCUCCCAGUAGACUGUCCCUGCCACUCCCCAGCAGAGAGAGCCAGUCCCAGCCACAGUCCUCCUCAGUGUCCCCCCCUGCCUCGGAGCCCAGCCCAGUAGAAUUUGACAGUGCUAUCAGCUAUGUCAACAAGAUAAAAAACCGCUUCUUAGACCAUCCAGAGAUCUACAGAUCCUUCCUUGAGAUACUACAUACUUACCAGGUACACUGUGUCAUCAAUAUGGUAAUUAAUUUGUUUUUCUGUCAAUUGAAAACAACAUAUUUGAUUGAUGUCUGCUUAAAGUGAAGUUGUUUGCUAGCAUCUAGGUCAAGGCCACUUGAAAUUGUUGCAGAUGAGUGUGUAUCCUAUCACAGUUACUCAGAUGGAACAACCGUCUGUUUUUGUGUUUUCAGAAGGAGCAGCUUGAGGUCAAGGAGAGCCGGGGUCGUAGUAGUAAUGGGAUGACAGAGGAUGAAGUUUUCUCAAAAGUGGCCAGCCUCUUCAAAGGCCAAGAGGACUUAUUGGCUGAGUUUGGACAGUUCUUACCAGAUGCUAAGAGAUCAUUGGUUAGUAUUUUCCCCUUCUUUCUGAGAACGUUACCUGUCCAUGGUCAUUAUGUUUGAUCAGUUGACUUUCAGUGCCAUUUGUGUUGCUAUAUCUAACUAUCAGUUCUGUGACCUUUCAGUUCACUGGCAGCUCCCUGACAGGGAAAGACCAACUGAAGAGGGCAGAGGACGAGGACAUGAGCAAACAGAGCAAGAAGAGAUCCAGGCCCAUGCUGCUGCCGCACAUGACACCACUGCUCAAGGUUUGGACUUAAUCACACAUUUUAUAUGCUUUAGAAUUUUCCUAGAAGACCUUUACUGUAUGUGAUUGGUUAUGGUUUGGUUAUUUUAGAAAAAGAUGAAGUUUUCGUGCUCCAAAGACCAGUCCUUUGCCUCAGUUGGGAAGCAUGGAGUCUUGCGGGAGUUCACCUUUUUUGACAAGGUAAAGUGUCAGUGUUGGAAUGAUUCCAUAAUGUUUUGGCUCUGACAGACAUGAAAUCCUUGGUCACAAAUGAUGAAAAUGUUUUGAUUCGUUACAGGUUCGCCGUUUCUUCAAGAGCCAGGAGGUGUAUGAAAACUUCCUCCGCUGCAUUGCUUUGUUUAACCAGGAAGUGGUUUCGGGAGCAGAGCUGCUGCAGCUUGUCACCCCCUUUCUGGGGUAAGUGGACCGUGGGAGCUUGCAUUGGACCAUGGGAGCUUUCAAAGGGAACAGUCACUGAUGUCUUCCGGAGUAAAUAAAUGCAUUCUGAUAUUUUUGCACUGUAUGAAGGGUAAUAUGUUUUGCCAAGUCUCCUCUUGAGCCAUUCAUUCAUUUGUACAUGUUGAUUAUUUCCUCCAGGAAGUUUCCAGAGCUAUAUACCCAGUUCAAGUCAUUUCUGGGGGACAAAGAGCUCUCUCAUUCAAUGUCUGGCCUGUCAGACCGCUACAUGGAAGGAGGUGGGGGCAGGGAGGUCGACUAUGCAUCUUGCAAGCGCCUGGGAUCCAGCUACAGAGCACUACCCAAGACUUACCAGCAGCCCAAGUGCAGUGGUCGCACUGCCAUCUGCAAAGAGGUCUGCAUAAAUUAAAUAAGUUCUGUUUUUUAAGAUUUGCCAUUUCAGCACUGAUUUUUAGUCCAAGUUCAUAGCAUUUUUUGAGUCUGGUAGUGGAUGACAGAAAAUAGUUGUCUGAAGGCUAGAUAUAUGGCCUUGACAGGGACUACUAUUGCUCCAGUAGCUGUGAAUCUACAUCCAUACAAGUUUUGUUUGUCAGUGCAUGCCAGUUCUUAGUUAUUUCCCCCCCACAUUCUUUUAGAGUUCAGCUUGACCAAUGUUUAGUUGGAGCUUUUAACUUGAUAUCUGUGUCAGAGAGUGAGGAUAAGGUAUUGGUAACGACCAAUCAGAAUUGAGCAUGUGAUUAUUAUGUAUUUUUCCCCGACACUAAUUGCUUCUGGUUGGCUUUAAUGAUAAUAUUCUUAGUUGUAUGGGUAUUGAAAGUGAAACCAAAUGGGUGUUGAAGUCCUGCCUUCCUGCAUUUACAGGUGCUGAAUGACACCUGGGUUUCCUUCCCCUCAUGGUCGGAGGACUCUACGUUUGCAAGCUCUAAGAAAACCCCAUAUGAGGAGCAGCUUCAUCGCUGUGAGGACGAGAGGUUUGAAGUAAGCAAGCUGAGAUAUCAGUAUGAAAAAUGUAUGCACUCAUUAACUGUAAGUCGCUCUGGAUAAGAGCGUCUGCUAAAUGACGUAAAUGUAAUAUCAGAACUACUAUUACUACAGCCACCAACUAUAUACAUACAGACUGUUCUCCCUCAUCUACCCAGAGCAUCACUCUGCAGAAUCAUUUAGAUGAACAUGUUCCAGAAUGAUUGCUAAUGGUUAUUUUCCUGUUUCCUCAAGUUGGAUGUGGUCCUGGAGACCAACCUGGCCACCAUCCGGGUCCUGGAGAGCGUUCAGAAGAAACUGUCCCGUCUGUCGCCUGAGGACCAGGACCGGUUCCGUCUGGACGACUGUCUGGGUGGCACCUCUGAGGUCAUCCAGCGCCGAGCCGUCUACCGUAUCUAUGGCGACAAGGCCCCUGAGAUUAUAGAGGGGCUGAAGAGGAGCCCUGCUACUGCUGUGCCUGUGGUGCUCAAGAGGUCAGAGUGCACACACAACCCACACACACAUGCAGGGAUUUAACUAAGAUACUUGGCCAAUGUGAAUCUAGCUGUGUGUUAAUUCUCCUAUGUCCUCUCUGCUGUGUCUGUAGAUUGAAAGCGAAGGAGGAGGAGUGGAGAGAAGCCCAGCAGGGCUUCAACAAGAUCUGGAGGGAGCAGUAUGAGAAGGCCUACCUCAAGUCCCUGGACCACCAGGGGGUCAACUUCAAGCAGAAUGACAUGAAGGCCCUCCGAUCCAAGAGCCUGCUCAAUGAGAUUGAAAGUGUUUAUGAUGAGGUGAGUACUCGGAUGUCAAUUCAAUCUACUUUCUUUGUAUUCACCCAACUGAUAAAUCAAAUGUUCUUAGCACAGGAGAACAUCUCCUUUCUAUGUGUCUAACAUGUCUGUCCCCCUCAGCGUCAGGAGCAGAGCACAGAGGAGGGGGGCGUGGGCCAGCAGGGGCGUGACGGGAGCAGCGGUGCAGUGGUCAGCGAGCCACACAUGGUGUUCACCUACGAGGACAAGCAGAUCCUGGAGGACGCCGCCUCCCUCAUCAUCUACCACGUCAAACGCCAGCCCACCAUCCACAAGGACGACAAGGACCACAUCAAGCGCAUCAUCCAGCACUUUGUCCCUGACCUCUUCUUCUCCCGCCGCGGCGAGCUCAGCGAGACGGACGAGUGGACGGACGAGGAGGCCGAGGUGGAGGAGGGAGGAGACCGGGGAGGAGGAGGUAGCAGCAUCAUACCAGGAGCAAUAGUGGCACCAGGGGGCCAGCCACAGCAGCAGCAACAGCAGCUGAACGGGGAGUCGAGGCGGCGGCGGUGCACCUCUCCUCAAACAGUGGAGCUAGGUGGAGCCUCCUCUCACAGCCUGGCUCCAGAGGGAGGGGAGAAGGUGGACCUGAGAGACCCUGAGGCAGAGCACCAGAAGGAGCUGGACGGAGUCUACAACCUGUUCUUCACCAACAACAACUGGUACUUCUUCCUGCGGCUGCACCAGACCCUGUGCCAGCGACUGCUGAGGGUGUACCGGCAGGCAGAACGGCAGCUGCUGGAGCACCGGGCCGAGCAGAACCGAGAGAGGCUGCUGAUGGCAGAGGGCCGCAGGGAUAAGGCCAGCGACCUGGCCUUGGAGCUCCGCCUCAAACAGCCAAGUAAGAACUUCUCAGAUUUAGUGUCUUUUAAUAUUUUGUAUUCUGCAUUGGUUAGUGUGUAUCUGUGUAUGGGAGAGGGAACAUGGGGCUAAAGAUGGUCCUGUUUUUUGUACUCGAUCCACAGGUGAGGUGGAACUGGAGGAGUACUACCCAGCGUUUUUAGACAUGGUGCGCAGUCUUCUGGAUGGGAACCUGGAGUCUACGCAGUACGAGGACACCCUGCGUGAGAUGUUCACCAUCCACGCCUACAUCGGCUUCACCAUCGACAAGCUCAUCCAGAAUAUCAUUAGACAGGUCAGGGUUGUCUCCUACUCUAGUUGCCAGAUUGCAUUCUACAGAACCAGGUCCAUAUCCGUUCACUACAUAUUAAUGCUUUACCUCAAUAACAUUAUGAUCCUGAAGUUUGACUGUUCUCUGAAUGCCUGUAGGUUCGCCUUCCUCUGGGCUGACAUGUCAUUUCUCUGUGCAGCUGCAGCACCUGGUGAGUGACGAGGUGUGCCUGCAGGUGGCUGAGCUGUACCUGGCCGAGAGGAAGAGGGGCGCAGCGGGGGGGAACCUGUCGUCCCAGUGUGUGAGAGCAGCCUGGGAGACCAGCUACCAGUGGAAGUCUGAGAGGGUCAUGGCUGAGGAGAACUGCUUCAAGGUAAUGGUCUGCCCUGGGGGGACAAAUGCUGAACCUUUUUAGCCUUGAAUAUUUGAAGAGAUUUUCUAUUGAUUCUGUGCUUUGAGCAUGGGGAGACUCCGAGGGUGUAUCUUUUUAUUUGGUUGAGGGAGAAUGGUUUCCUCAUAGUGUUAGUGUAGGGCUUUAGCUGCUGCUUUUUUGGAACAGAGAUUCUGUGCAUUCUGAAACCGUCAUAAAAGCGUUUAUCAUUGAUGUUUAAUGGCAUGCUGUGGUGUGAUUUGUCUUUGUAGGUAUUGUUCAUUCAGAACAAAGGCCAGGUGACAUUGACCAUUGAGCUGCUGGACACAGAGGAGGCCCAGGCCGAUGAUCCACUGGAUGUACAGGUAAAGAAUCCUAUGGGCAGUCGCACCUAUAGAAUAUCACAGGAUUCCCUUUGGACGUUAACUUAGACUGACCUUUUAAGGCAACUUGCUGCUCCAGAUUUUGAUGGGCAGCUUGCUUUUAUAAAACACAGGUUGAGGCUAUUAAAUUGUAAACAUUAUUAGUUCUCCCUCCCACUUUGAAAAAUCAAUAAAAGGUAAAAUGACUAAUAAACCUCUGAGUUUAUGGCAGUUUUGUUAUUUAAUCUCACAGUUUUAGUGCUUUGCACUGUCAAGGCUUUUUCCCGAUAUUGAUUACGUUUUCUCUUUCCCUGUCCAGUGCCUGUCCAGCUAUAUGGAACAGUUUGUAGGGACAGAGUCGAUGCUUUGCUCGCAGACUGAAGGCUACUUUUUCAAACCUGUAUUUCUGCCCAGGUAAGGGAUUCAUGCUAUUACCGUUGGUUGGGAUGUCCAUAUACAGUGAGGGGGGGGAAAAAGUAUUUGAUCCCCUGCUGAUUUUGUACGUUUGCCCACCGACAAGGAAAUGAUCAGUCUAUAAUUUUAAUGGUAGGUUUAUUUGAACAGUGAGAGACAGAAUAACAACAAAAAAUCCCAGAAAAACGCAUGUCAGAAAUGUUAUAAAUUGAUUUGCAUUUUAAUGAGGGAAAUAAGUAUUUGACCCCCUCUCAAUCAGAAAGAUUUCUGGCUCCCAGGUGUCUUUUAUACAGGUAACGAGCUGAGAUUAGGAGCACACUCUUAAAGGGAGUGCUCCUAAUCUCAGCUUCUUACCUGUAUAAAAGACACCUGUCCACAGAAGCAAUCAAUCAAUCAGAUUCCAAACUCUCCACCAUGGCCAAGACCAAAGAGCUCUCCAAGGAUGUCAGGGACAAGAUUGUAGACCUACACAAGGCUGGAAUGGGCUACAAGACCAUCGCCAAGCAGCUUGGUGAGAAGGUGACAACAGUUGGUGCAAUUAUUCGCAAAUGGAAGAAACACAAAAGAACUGUCAAACUCCCUCGGCCUGGGGCUCCAUGCAAGAUCUCACCUCGUGGAGUUGCAAUGAUCAUGAGAACGGUGAACUACACGCCCAGAACUACACGGGAGGAUCUUGUCAAUGAUCUCAAGGCAGCUGGGACCAUAGUCACCAAGAAAACAAUAGGUAACACACUACACCGUGAAGGACUGAAAACCUGCAGCGCCCGCAAGGUCCCCCUGCUCAAGAAAGCACAUAUACAGGCCCGUCUGAAGUUUGCCAAUGAACAUCUGAAUUAUUCAGAGGAGAACUGGGUGAAAGUGUUGUGGUCAGAUGAGACCAAAAUCGAGCUCUUUGGCAUCAACUCAACUCGCCGUGUUUGGAGGAGGAGGAAUGCUGCCUAUGACCCCAAGAACACCAUCCCCACCGUCAAACAUGGAGGUGGAAACAUUAUGCUUUGGGGGUGUUUUUCUGAUAAGGGGACAGGACAACUUCACCGCAUCAAAGGGACGAUGGACGGGGCCAUGUACCAUCAAAUCUUGGGUGAGAACCUCCUUCCCUCAGCCAGGGCAUUGAAAAUGGGUCAUGGAUGGGUAUUCCAGCAUGACAAUGACCCAAAACACACGGCCAAGGCAUCAAAGGAGUGGCUCAAGAAGAAGCACAUUAAGGUCCUGGAGUGGCCUAGCCAGUCUCCAGACCUUAAUCCCAUAGAAAAUCUGUGGAGGGAGCUGAAGGUUCGAGUUGCCAAACGUCAGCCUCGAAACCUUAAUGACUUGGAGAAGAUCUGCAAAGAGGAGUGGGACAAAAUCCCUCCUGAGAUGUGUGCAAACCUGGUGGCCAACUACAAGAAACGUCUGACCUCUGUGAUUGCCAACAAGGGUUUUGCCACCAAGUACUAAGUCAUGUUUUGCAGAGGGGUCAAAUACGUAUUUCCCUCAUUAAAAAUGCAAAUCAAUUUAUAACAUUUUUGACAUGCGUUUUUCUGGAUUUUUGUUGUUGUUAUUCUGUCUCUCACUGUUCAAAUAAACCUACCAUUAAAAUUAUAGACUGAUCAUGUCUUUGUCAGUGGGCAAACAUACAAAAUCAGCAGGGGAUCAAAUACUUUUUUCCCUCACUGUAUUGGCCUUUGUAUGAAGCCACAUUAUUUCCCUAGAUGUUACAUAGCAAUCCUCUAUUGUGUUUUCACAUGUUAUUAUUUCACUGCCUUAACUAAUGACUGUGUAAAAGCAUUAUAGUGCAGAUUCUUUCUGCUCGCCAUAACAGCAAAGCACAAAAUGAGUCUUUAGUAUUACAGGCCCUGAUUUGAAUCUGAAUGUGGUGGUCCCUUGCUUCCAUGUGGUCCUCUGUCUGAACCUGAGGCACAGUAUUUUCCCUCUGAUAUACUCUGACUGUCCCCUGCUUCCCUGUGCUACCGUGUGUGCGUCUCUGUGUGUAGGAACCUGAGGCACUUCAGACGCUGGCAGGUGCGCCAGGUGGAGGCGAUGCGCUGCAGACGGGAGUGGCACAGGCAGCUGGGUGUGGAGAGUGCUGGCAGCCUGGACUGCCGCUUUAAACUCAACACCCACAAGAUGGUGUUCGUCAUGAACUCUGAGGACUACAUGUACCGCCGGGGAGCGCUGGUCAAAGCCAGGAAGGUACAGUUAAAGUCGGAAGUUUACAUACACUAAGGUUGGAGUCAUUAAAACUCGUUUUUCAACCACUCCACAAAUUUAUUUUUAACAAACUAUAGUUUUGGCAAGUCGGUUAGGACUUCUACAUUUUUCCAACAAUUGUUUACAUACAGAUUAUUUCACUUAUAAUCCACUGUAUCACAAUUCCAGUGGGUCAGAAGUUUACAUACACUAAGUUGACUGUGCCUUUAAAAAGCUUGGAAAAUUCCAGAAAAUGAUGUAAUGGCUUUGGAAGCUUCUGAUAGGCUAAUUGACAUCAUUUGAGUCAAUUGGAGGUGUACCUGUGGAUGUAUUUCAAGGCUUACCUUCAAACUCAGUGCCUCUUUGCUUGACAUCAUGGGAAAAUCUAAAGAAAUCAGCCAAGACCUCAGAAAAAAAAUUCUGGUUCAUCCUUGGGAGCAAUUUCCAAAUGCCUGAAGGUACCACGUUCAUCUGUACAAACAAUAGUACGCAAAUAUAAACACCAUGGGACCACGCAGCCGCCAUACCGCUCAGGAAGGAGACGCGUUCUGUCUCUUAGAGAUUAACGUACUUUGGUGCGAAAAGUGCAAAUCAAUCCCAGAACAACAGCAAAGGACCUUGUGAAGAUGCUGGAGGAAACGGGUACAAAAGUAUCUAUAUCCACAGUAAAACAAGUCCUAUAUCGACAACCUGAAAGGCCGCUCAGCAAGGAAGAAGCCACUGCUUCAAAACCGCCAUAGAAAAGCCAGACUAUGGUUUGCAACUGCACAUGGGGACAAAGAUCGUACUUUUUGGAGAAAUGUCCUCUGGUCUGAUGAAACAAAAAUAGAACUGUUUGGCCAUAAUGACCAUCGUUAUUUUUGGAGGAAAAAGGGGGUGCUUGCAAGCCGAAGAACACCAUCCCAACCGUGAAGCACGGGGGUGGCAGCAUCAUGCUGUGGGGGUGCUUUGCUGCAGGAGGGACUGGUGCACUUCACAAAAUAGAUGGCAUCAUGAGGAAGGAAAAUUAUGUGGAUAUAUUGAAGCAACAUCUCAAGACAUCAGUCAGGAAGUUAAAGCUUGGUUGCAAAUGGGUCUUCCAAAUGGACAAUGACCCCAAGCAUACUUCCAAAGUUGUGGCAAAAUGGCUUAAGGACAACAAAGUCAAGGUAUUGGAGUGGCCAUCACAAAGCCCUGACCUCAAUCCUAUAGAAAAUUUGUGGGCAGAACUGAAAAGGCGUGAGAGCAAGGAGGCCUACAAACCUGACUCAGUUACACCAGCUCUGUCAGGAGGAAUGGGCCAAAAUUCACCCAACUUAUUGUGGGAAGCUUGUGGAAGGCUACCUGAGACCUUUGACCCAAGUUAAACAAUGUAAAGGCAAUGCUACCAAAUAUGAAUUGAGUGUAUGUAAACUUUUGACCCACUGGGAAUGUGAUGAAAGAAAUAAAAGCUGAAAAAUAAUUCUCUACUAUUAUUCUGACAUUUCACAUUCUUAAAAUAAAGUGGUGAUCCUAACUGACCUAAGACAUAAUUCUUACUAGGAUUAAAUGUCAGGAAUUGUGAAAAACUGAGUUUAAAUGUAUUUGGCUUAGGUUUAUGUAAACUUCUGACUUCAACUGUAGCUAUUAGUAUUACUGUCUGGGAUUACUGUGUGUGUGUGUGUGUGUUUUUUUUUUUUUAGGUGAAGAACAGCUAAGGCAGGCAUAUCUUGUCUUUUUAAUUUAUUUAUAGCUUUAGAUGGCAAACACAAAUUAGGGUUCCAAGUUCAUUUAAUAUAUUUGAAGUGUUAGGUGUCUUGUUUUGGCAUCAGCUAGACAUCCUCAUGACACUUAUCAUCCAGAGUGCUUCCACUGUGGUACAUGAAGCCCUGUCUGUAGGUCUGACUAACUCUUCCCGUCUGUCUCUCCUUCAGUCUCAGCACAAGGUGGCUGUGAAACAGCACGAGCGCUUUGACAAGUGGCACCAGGGCUGGCUGGCAGAGCACGUGCCUCCGGCGGCCGAGCGCUCGGUCCACGACUGGCUGAUGGGUGAGGAGGAAGAGGACAUGAUCCCCUGCAAGACCACCUGCCUCAACACACAGGUCAAAGGCCUGCCUGUCAACAGAUACCAGGUGCAUUACAGUAGGAAACCCCCCUCCUCUCCCUAGAGGAUGGAUCCACACACACAAUCUCUCUCUCACACACACACCUGACCUACUACACACACGGAGAGAGACUGGGUGGACUUGGCAGACAUGUUGAGACUGAGACUGGGGGAUCCAGCACGGAACACAGGAGCUCUUCAUCCGAUUCACCCAUGCUGCUUCUCUGUUCACACAGUCAGCAGUGCAAGCAGAGGGACGUGAGAAUAAAAUCAUUGUUUGUUUCAGAAAUGUGAAUGUUUUUUUUGUUUUUGUUUUUUUAAGUCUGUUGUAGUUUUUAGCUUCUGAAGCCAGAGGGCCUUUUUGUUUGUUUGUAUAUGUUUAUACUGAAGUACUGAGAGAAAUGGUUAAAUGUGUCAUGCUCCACAAUGUAUUUUGUACAGUAAGCUCAACUUAAGUAAUUGCAUUACUGUAUGUGCAUAUAUACAACUGUACACAUUUUAUAUAUGCAUUUACAUGAAUAAGAUGAAUGAACAUGUAAAAUUACAUGGAUCUUAGUGUUUUGCAGGCAGCAAAUUCUUGAUAUUUUCUUUUUUCUGGUCAUUUUUCUUGUGACUAAUCUAAACAGAUGAUUAAUUGCCAGUGUGACAAGUCCUCACAAUUGAUUUAACUUUGUACAUUUUAUGGAACAUCAGAAUUAUGGAUCAUAUUCAUGAUUUCACCAAAUCUUUACUUUGGUUUGUCAUUUUACAUACUAAAAUAAACAAUAUCAGUGUUAAAAAAAGAAUGUAUAACAUUUAUCCUGUAUCAGUUAUCAUGAAAAUAAACAACCUAGUUGUGAACUUCUUAAACAGCCUGGAAAAGUCUUAAAUGUUUUUGAUUAUAUAUAUUUUUUCUUGAUUGUGUUGGGGUGCAGAACUUGGAAG
Molecule: messenger RNA, 13186 nt
Organism: Coregonus sp. 'balchen'
Lineage: Eukaryota; Metazoa; Chordata; Actinopteri; Salmoniformes; Salmonidae
Source: the annotation of a GenBank genome assembly